Vitrella brassicaformis is the source of this 1302-nucleotide messenger RNA. NCBI's taxonomy places the organism in Eukaryota, Vitrellaceae. The record is from the annotation of a GenBank genome assembly.
UGUUACCGUUGUGCAGCUGGCAUGCAGCUCCGCGAGCCCGGAAUUACGGAAUUUCGAUGGGAUCUCCGAGGAUCUAUGAAGUCCGCGAGGAAAUUUGCUUACCUGUCAACGCUGUCAACGCAUGGAACACAUGACGGUUGCAACCGACGUAGGGAGAGGACGACCUUCUCUGGAGACUCCUGUCCUGUGGACGUCAGCUUGAACCAGAACGCGCCUCCUUUUGGCAGCCCUGUUGACUGGACAUGCUUCGGUGCGUUCUCGCCCUGUGCUCUCUCUUUGGCGUGAGCCGUGCUGAUGUGCCUCAUGGGCUGAAGCUCACUGACAGCGCCAAGACACACAAGCGCUUCGGGGCCUUUGAGUAAAGCCCUCCUCUUCGUGCUUGCCCUCGCACAUUUCCACUGUCUGCUUAUGUCAGGUACAUUCAUCCUCGGCCUGAGGCCGGGCUGGUGUCGCCCCUCACCACUAUAGCCCUUCGCGAGGGAAGCAGCCUCCAGCCGGGGUCCAUCCGAGGCAAGCUGAGGGUCCGCGGCAACAAGUCAGGGAAGGCCAAGGGCAAGCUGGUGCUCGCCGCGGGUAAGAAAGGCAACGCUCGUCAAGUGGUCAUCUGCCCCUUGUCGUGUGCGUCUUCACGUGCAGAUGGGAAGACCGUCGUCUUCCGAAGCUUCCAGGACUUCGCAAGGGGUGAGAUGGUGCGAGUCAAAGUGCGAGAGGGUAUCAGGACAGCCGAUGGUCAGAAGCUCGGCGGAAUGCAAUGGAGGUUUUAUCUCUCCGACAUGAACCAAACGAACGAGACGACGAAGCGAAAGCCGUCCCUCUCAGAGGAAGAGCUGACCGAGGCAGAGAAGGAGACUACAAUCAGGGAGAAGAAUGGCGUCUUCACGUUGGACCCCCCGCCACUGCCGGGUGACAUCUUCUACCUGCAGGUAGACCAACAGGGAGGCAGGAGGUCCUUGACUGGUCAUGUCUUGCUUUCGAUGGCAGAACAACGUCUCGUAUCUCAACCUGGACGACUACCACGCGACAUUCCUCCGGGGAGGCCAGUUCGUCAAUGGGUAGGUUCGUCCGACUGCGAAAUGGUGGCAAGUGUCUGACUGGCUGGCGUUUGUUUGUCCAUCAAGGUUUGAUUUCAUGGACACCCUUCCUGUUGCGAAAUACAUGAGCAUGUAAGCGUGUUGAGGGGCACAAAGGGCAGGCGCGUGAUAUUGCAUCCCGGCGUGUGCGAUGUGUCUUCUCUCUGAAAUUGCAGGGGCUAUGUCACCGUUCCGACGAAGCACUUCCCAAAAGUUCGUAUGUCAGUUGAGG